AACUAAAGUGUAAUAUUCACGUGUUUCUUCAUCACUUUUUAGAAAAAGCAAAUGAAUUAUUAAGAAUCAUAUAAAAUGUUAAAAUUUACAUCGAAUAAAUUAGUAAAUAUUAAAGUUACGUCUACAACUAACUUAUGUGUAUAAAAAUCCAUUUUUAUAAAUAGAGCUAUGUUUAUUUAUCUUAUAAUUAGCCAAAAAUAAUAAAAAAGUCAAUUCGUGGUGCGGACGGCAUGGCGGAUAUGGCAAGGUUAGUAUUUACAUUUAGCAUAUCUCGUUUCUGCAGUGAGCGUACCUUACAUCAGUCAGUAUUAGUUAGUAUUGCGACUGGUUACGUCAACAUAUGAACGCCGCGCGAUGUCGAACGAAGAGAAUUCGCCGUGUCUGGGGGUGACCGAUACGAAGACGAAAAUGUGGGGUGUGCAGCGACGCGUGGCGCUCGACCUGGCCAUGAUGGGGUGGGGGCUGGGCACGUGGCUCGGCGUUAACGGUCUGUACGUGCAGCUGCCGCUGCUGGUGGAGCGGCUGCCCGAGGGCUGGGCGCUGCCCGCCAGCAUGACGCUCGCCGUCCAGCUCGCCAACUCCGGCCCGCUGCUGUACGCCGCGCUCCGCCGGUUCGUGGCCCGCCUCUCCGACACAUUCUACAUCUACGUCCUGCUCGUCAUCGGCGCGCUCGCGCUCCUCCUCAACGCGUUUCUACACCCGAUGACCGUGUUCCUGGGCGACACCGAGCGGUCGGUCCCCUUCCUCGCGCUGACCUUCUUCGCGGGUCUCGUCGGUUGCACCAGUUCGGUGUUGUUCUACCCGUACCUGAGGUACUACCGGGAGGUGUAUCUUGCGACGUAUCUGGUCGGCGAGGGCCUCAGCGGCUUGAUCCCGAGCAUCCUCGCGCUCGUGCAGGGCAUCGGCGGCGAGCCGGAGUGCGUGCCGGCCGAGGACGGGGCGUCCCUGGUGCCGGUGUACCCGCCGGCCCUGUUCGACUCGACCGUGUUCAUAGUGGUCCUGAGCUGCCUCGCGGCGCUGAGCUUGGCCUGCUUCACCGCCGUGGACCGGUGCGAGGCGUUCCGCUCCGAGCGCGUGACGCCCGCGGUCGUGGACAAGACCGAGGAGCCCGAGCCUCCGCGGGAGUCGCUGCUGCAGCCGCGGUGGGUGGCGCUGCUCGUGCUGAUGGUGUUCCUGAACGCGCUGAUGAACGGCGUGAUGCCGUCGCUGCAGUCGUACUCGUGCAUGCCGUACGGCACGCGCGUGUACCACCUGGCGGUGACGCUGGCCACGAUCGCCAACCCGCUGGCGUGCCUGGCGGGCGUGUGGCUGCGGCCGGUACCGGUGCGGGCGCUGGCGGCGCUGCUGGCGGCGACGCUGCUGCCGCUCGGGUACAUCGUGGCCACCGCGCUGCUCAGUCCCGCGCCGCCGCUGGUCGGCACCGUCGGAGGAGAAUUUUUGGUGGUGACGGCGUGGGUGGCGGCGACGGGCGCGCUGUCGUACGCGCGCAUGUGGGGGUACGCGCGGGCGCGGGGGGGCGGGGCGCGCGGCAUGCGGGCCGCGGGCGGCGCCACGCAGGCGGGCUCGGCGCUGGGCUCGCUGGCGCUGUUCCUGCUCGUGAACUACAGCGCGCUGUUCGCGCAGCCCGACGUGUGCCCGCAGCCCUCCUUGCACUGAGCUCCCGCCCGGCCCCGCGACCGCAGUUAUCUAAAGGUGCAUUUAAACCAGACGAACGAACGUUAUAAACGUUUACACCAAAAGA
This is a messenger RNA of Diatraea saccharalis (sugarcane borer), 1741 nucleotides long. The record is from the annotation of a GenBank genome assembly. NCBI's taxonomy places the organism in Eukaryota, Metazoa, Arthropoda, Insecta, Lepidoptera, Crambidae.